Penicillium riverlandense is the source of this 1566-nucleotide messenger RNA. Its product is annotated as C2H2-type zinc finger protein. Lineage: Eukaryota; Fungi; Ascomycota; Eurotiomycetes; Eurotiales; Aspergillaceae. Bases 1 to 1566 code for a protein of 521 amino acids. The record is from RefSeq and is a predicted model, not a curated record. The transcript is spliced from 3 exons. Gene Ontology annotation, cellular component: chromatin. Gene Ontology annotation, biological process: regulation of transcription by RNA polymerase II. Gene Ontology annotation, molecular function: RNA polymerase II cis-regulatory region sequence-specific DNA binding; DNA-binding transcription factor activity, RNA polymerase II-specific.
AUGGAUCCCAGAUCUCAUCCCUCUCGGCCUCCCUCGACGAGCCUGCCUCAAGGCUCCACGCCGCUCGCGGGGACUCCCAUCUCGAGCAUGCACAUGCCGCAGUACUCGAUGCAGCCGCAGUAUCCGGUCUCCCAGCCGCACACGCUGCCUCCGCUGCAGCCGCAUCACACUCAUUCGCCCGGACCGCACCAGUACAUGGGCCAGCCGUACCGACCGGACCUGUCGCGGUAUCCCGCGACGACUCACGACGUGUACACGGGCUCCGCGGCCCCAAUCAUGCCGCACACUACUGUCGGUAGCCCUGCAUCAUCACACUACUCACAUUUCCCUAACCAUCAGUCCCAGGCUCACUAUCCGCCACCCCCAAGCGUGCUGCCGCCCGCGUCGACCGCUCAGACCUACCCCCAGCCCAUUGCGCCGGCCCCUCCGCGUGACCGACGUGAUUUCAAUGGCCUUCCCUCCGGUGCUUUCAGCUACUCGGACGGCAGCAAGUCCUGGGGUAUGGGCACUGACGUGAACGGCGCGAACGGCUCCCCAUACGGGGGCAAGGAAUCCCCGCGCACGCAGGUCGUGGGCUCGCAGGGUCGCCGCGGCAUCCUGCCGAGCGUUCCGGGUCGCGCAACUCCCGUCACGAACGGCGUCAACGGCGCCGCAAAGAGCACCACCAUUCCCGCCAAGGACGCGGAUGGCAAAUUUCCGUGCCCACACUGUAACAAGACCUAUCUCCACGCCAAGCACCUGAAGCGCCACCUUCUGAGACACACUGGUGACCGCCCCUACAUGUGUGUUCUCUGCAAGGACACCUUCUCGCGCAGUGACAUCUUGAAGCGCCACUUCCAAAAGUGCUCGAUUCGACGGGGUAACCCGACUGGUGCUACUCACCUGUCGCACCCCCAUGCCCACUUGAAGCGUUCGUCACAGGCGGCCGCGGCCGCGGCGAACGCUGCUAAGCCUAUCCAGGACGAAGUCAGUAACCCCAUUCCAGCCUCCGGUGACAGCAUGAUGGGUGCGCAUUUCGGCAAUGGGACCGUGAACGGCAACGGGAUGGCCGGUGGCCGCCCAGGCUAUACGGAACAGCAGCCCUUGGGAUUCACGAUGUCGGCGGUCAACGGCAUGAACCGUGGUCCUGGAGACGACGCGUUCGCCGCUGGUCAGCCGCAGGCGCGAGCCUCGUGGAUGGCUGCUCCCAAGCCGAAUUCGUACUACAUGCAACACCACCCUGGCGCAGACGCGCAUGGCCAGCAACUGAGUGUUGACCGUCCCCUUGAACAGGUAAAGCCCCUGGUCGUUCCAGACCCCAAGCAUCCGAUCAUGCCUGGCCCCCAUUCGAGCCAGCCAGGAGUUGACUGGACCUCGAUGUUUCAGCACGGCCCGAACGACGGCUACAUGAACCCCGUUUUCCCGCAUUCGAUGGCGGCCGGCCAGGAACCCAUCCACGCCCCCGUUGAUGCCGACCGCAAGUUCUACCCUGCCACGAGCGGAGGCCCCGAGAGCGGCAUGAACGGUCUGUACCUGGCUUCGACUACUCUUGGCGGUGACGGCACCGUUCAGCCCGCUCGGCAGUAA